CAACGUUACUUAGGUACAUAAACACAUGAUUUUAUUUUCAUAUUAACAUUCUUUAAGAUGAAGUCAAUCUUAGUUGUUUUGUUCAGUCUAAUUUGCUUGGCACUUGUAGCUGGCUAUCCUGGUGAAUGGAUAUCCACGUAUGCUCCUGAAACACCAACACCACCGACACCUGCAUCGACAAGCAGUGGUGAAGAUGAAGUUUACAUACAAGAUCGAAAAGUUCCCGAUCCAAUCUACGAGAUAAAUGCCCUGAAAGCAUUCAAAGAAGCUAAGGCACUUCAUCCAAAUCUUGUUAGUCCAGAGUUUUUAGAAACAUUUUCCAAGUUGUUUAACGACAGCCAUCCGGUGGAAGGAGGAUGGAAAGUUAUUGGAAAUUUCCAGUUCCCAUAUUACAAUCCAAAUGUAGACUACAUAUUUAUUGAAUUGAGAAUGCAACCAUAUAUAUAUCCGUAUACUAUACGGAUAUUUAACUCAAAAUAAAGAAAACUAAACUUUCCAAAUAAAGAAAAAUAAAUCAA
Messenger RNA from Diabrotica virgifera virgifera (western corn rootworm), 518 nucleotides. RefSeq lists its product as uncharacterized. The transcript is spliced from 2 exons. Bases 58 to 480 code for a protein of 140 amino acids. Lineage: Eukaryota; Metazoa; Arthropoda; Insecta; Coleoptera; Chrysomelidae. The record is from RefSeq and is a predicted model, not a curated record.